AUUUGCUCGCAGAAUCGCCACGUGAUCAGAGGCUGGCUGGAUUUAUUUCUAGUCUAUAUCUAUGGUGCUACCGACGAAGCUGCUGCAGCGAUUAUAGAUAGUAGGAUAACUGUUUUGUCGGGCCCGAUCGCAUUACCUUAUAGGUUUGCUAAACUCAUAGUGUGUAACAUCAUCAGUUAUUUUUACACCAACCCACCAGUCAAAAAGAGGAUGGCUAACACUACAAGGUGAAACUCGUACUUGCAAAAAGCCUGGGCCUUCAUCGCCACUGAAGACAAUAAAUGCAUGUGACAAGACAGCCUUCCUGACCAUGUUAAGACUGUAUUGAAGAUUUUUUGAGGUUACCCAAUUCUUCACUGUGUAAUCUGCAUUAAGUAAGUCAUGCCGCUGGUAAAGAGGAAUAUCGAUCCAAGGCACUUAUGCCGAGGGCCAGUGCCUGAAGGAAUUAAUAGUGAACUGGAAUGUGUGACAAACAAUACUCUUGCUGCUAUUAUCCGGCAACUCAGCAGCCUUAGCAAACAUGCUGAAGACAUAUUUGGAGAACUUUUUAAUGAAGCCAACAACUUCUACAUCAGAGCGAAUUCCCUACAAGACCGAAUUGAUCGUCUUGCUGUCAAAGUUACCCAGCUAGAUUCUACAGUGGAGGAGGUUUCAUUACAGGAUAUAAACAUGAGAAAAGCCUUCAAGAGUUCCACAAUUCAGGACCAACAAGUCAUAUCCAAGAGUUCCAUUCCUCAUCCGGUGGCUGAUAUGCACAACCUGAGUGACAAACCUCCUCCGCUAAACAUCUUGACACCUUACAGGGAUGAUAAGAAAGAUGCUAUGAAGUUUUAUACAGAUCCAUCAUACUUUUUUGACCUGUGGAAGGAAAAGAUGCUACAAGAUACAGAAGAUAAGAGAAAAGAGAAAAGGAGACAAAAGGAACAGAAGCGUGUUGUAGAUGGCAGUGCCCGUGAGGUGAAAAAGGUUAGAAAAGCCAAGAACAGGCGUCUGGAAUGGAAUAUGAUGGCGUAUGACAAAGAACUCAGACCUGACAACAGGUUAUCUCAAAAUGUGUACCACGGGGCAUCAUCCGAGGGAUCACUUUCCUCAGAUACGAGGUCACAUGCAUCUGACCUGACAGAUUACUCAUAUCCAGCAACUCCAAACCACUCUGUUCAUCAGCAGUCGGUCGUACCUGCUCCUGUAGCAGGGGACAGCCAGCAGCACAUACCUUUGAACCAAAUCGGUGACCAUGACUUCAGACCCUCCACUGUGGCACUGAGACAGCCUAGCCUGAACAGGCCUCAGCAGCCUCCUCCACCUCCACCUCCAACCAGCGACGGACCAUUGAAAAAUGCAGUGCCAGUCCUGCCUGUUGAUUAUGGAAUGGCUCCACCUCAGAUAAUGGAAUACUGUGGUCCUGCAGCUCCACCCCCACCUCCCCCUCCCCCUGUCAUUCCAUCUGCGCAAACUGCAUUUGUCAGCCCUGUCCAGGUGCCUACACCUCAGCCUACCCAUCCUGUACCAGUGACUGGAUUUACAUACACUCCUGUCCUCCAGCCUGGGCCAGUAGCUGCAUCUCCUCCUCCACUGGGACCUCCACCACCUCCUCCACCAGGACCUCCUGCACUGGGGCCUCCUGUUACUUCCUCUCCUUUGCAUGGGCCACCAGGAUCUGAAACUAAACGUGCUGAUUCAGCUAAUCCUCCAGUUAGUGAUGCUCGAAGCGAUCUCCUGGCUGCUAUUCGCAUGGGCAUCCAGCUAAAAAAGGUUCAGGAACAGCGAGAACAGGAAGCAAAGCGAGAACCCGUUGGGAAUGAUGUGGCAACAAUCCUCUCCAGACGUAUUGCUGUGGAAUACAGUGAUUCUGAUGAUGAUUCUGAGCUGGAAGAAAAUGACUGGUCUGACUGAAGUGUUUUGUCCAAUAAAAAAAUAGUGAACCUCCUACAAUUAAUGCACAAAGCAGAUAAUUUCAGCUCGUACAGCUGUAAUGCAAAUGUUUGGAACAGAAUGUUGAUAUGUUAAGACAUUUAAGCACAAGUUCUUCAAUAUAUAUUCAUAUGGAGUAUUAUGUAUUGAUAUUCUGUAAUGUAGUCACUUUUGUACGAAUAUUGUGAUUAUGCUUAAUACAAAUACUUCACAAACAAUUUUUAUUACAGCUUUUCUGAUAUUUAUCCAUUGAUGUAGUUGAUGUUUGGUACAAGAGUAAAAUGCAAUUUCAUAACCAAGUCAGUAUUGCCAUAUAAUAAUUUUAAUUAAGAAGUCCCUUUAAUUCUCUGAAUUUUCCCAGAGUGGACAUUUUGGUAAAAAAUAAUGAUAAGCAUUAAAUAAUCAUAAUAAUAAUAAUAAUAAUAAUAAUAAUAAUAAUAAUAAUAAUAACCAUAAGAACAUGUUUACUUAUUAAGAAAUGUGGGUUGAAGCAACCUGCAGAAAUAUUUUAGUUUCCCAUUCCUAAAUGCAGAAUAUCCUUUGUGUUCAGUAGAGAAUCGGUAUUAUAUCUGAUUGUGUCAUACUGGAAACUGGGUUAAAAGCAGUCAGUUACAAAAUGUUCCUGGAACGCAUGCAGACAAUGUGUGUGAGGUAUUUUGUUAGCUGGCUUAUCUAGGUUGGCUGUUACUUCUUGUAAACUGACAGUUCAGACACUUGCAUGCCAAACAGUGUAUUAAAUUUGUUUCUUGAGCAUACCUAAAGUAUAUAUUAAGAAGAGCUGGUAUAUUAUCUUAGAAACAGAAAAGAUAAAAUACCACAGAGUUACAGUAUUAACAAUUUUGGCAGUAUGAAGUUUUUUUGUGAACGCUCAUUAUAUUGACCAUUAUUGCUUGUAUUUAUAACUAAUACAUUACAGUGUGAUUUACAGUGGGCUUGAAAACUUUACACAAAAGAAUGUCCAAACUGAUUGUAGUCAGACAAAACCCUGUAAAUUUAAAAUGCUCAGUAUGGUCACUUUUUGUUCUUAUCAGUACUUCGCUUCAGUUUUAAAAAUAAGAACUGGAGUUAGCAAACAUUUUACUGUUCAGUCAGUAUUAAUAAUACUCUGUGAAAACUGUAUAACAGAUCAUGUCAAAUUCACUUAAAAUAAAACAUUUUUUCUUAUAA
Protopterus annectens (West African lungfish) is the source of this 3078-nucleotide messenger RNA. RefSeq names its product WASP family member 3 (gene WASF3). Bases 382 to 1893 code for a protein of 503 amino acids. The transcript is spliced from 11 exons. Gene Ontology annotation, cellular component: cytoskeleton. Gene Ontology annotation, biological process: actin cytoskeleton organization; positive regulation of Arp2/3 complex-mediated actin nucleation. Gene Ontology annotation, molecular function: protein kinase A regulatory subunit binding; Arp2/3 complex binding; actin binding. NCBI's taxonomy places the organism in Eukaryota, Metazoa, Chordata, Ceratodontiformes, Protopteridae. The record is from RefSeq and is a predicted model, not a curated record.